Mercenaria mercenaria is the source of this 1470-nucleotide messenger RNA. RefSeq lists its product as uncharacterized. Bases 1 to 1470 code for a protein of 489 amino acids. Lineage: Eukaryota; Metazoa; Mollusca; Bivalvia; Venerida; Veneridae. Gene Ontology annotation, molecular function: nucleic acid binding; zinc ion binding. The record is from RefSeq and is a predicted model, not a curated record. The transcript is spliced from 2 exons.
AUGGCUGGAUAUAUUGGAAAAAUUGAGCCAUAUGAUGAAAACAUAGAUUCCUGGAUUUCGUACGAGGAGAGACUUGUGCAAUACUUUUCGGCGAAUGACAUCGAAGACGGAAAACGAGUUUCUGUCCUUCUUACAUUGAUCGGAACAUUUGGCACCCAAACCGUUAGUUAUAUCGCUGAGAGAUUUAGAUUUCAUAAACCAAAUCAGGGUACAGGUGAAAGUGUGCAAGAUUACAUAGCUGUUUUACGGAAGUUAUCAGAGCACUGUGAUUUUGGUGAUACGCUAAAUGAUACCUUGAGGGACAGAUUUGUGUGCGGUUUGAGGGAAGCAAAUAUUCAAAAACGGUUGCUGUCAAAAACAGACUUGACAUUACAAAAAGCCAUCGAAGAAGCGGUAGCUAUGGAAACGUUAGCAAGAGAUGCGUCAGAAUUACGAACAUCGGCAGAACAAGUGCACAAGACUGCAAGAUUUCCGGUAAAGACAAAAAAGCCCGAAAAACCGAAACAGACUCCACCUUUGUUCGAUCCCUGUAAACAUUGUGGUAAAACAAACCACCAGGCAAACAAAUGUUAUUUUAAGAACAAAAAGUGCCACAUCUGUAAGAAAACGGGACAUCUGAAAAAUGUAUGCAAAUCAAACAAAGUGAAGUCAGUAAGUGAUGAGAAAUAUGACAUCAAUUAUGUUAAUUCGGUACGUGGUCGUUCAUCAAACAAAAUUUGGAUUACGCCGGAAAUUGACAAUAUUCCUGUAAAAAUGGAACUUGACACUGGCUCUGCUGUUACAUUGAUAUCCAAAGAGGAAUUCCAAAAAUUGUUUGGAAAUAAGGAUUUGGACAGACCAACGUCAAUAUUAAGGACGUAUCCAGGUGAAGAAAUCACACAAGCAGGGACAAAAUUAGUACGUGUCAAGGUAAAUGACCAAUCUAAAAUUUUGCGGAUUUGUGUCAUGAUGAUAAAUGAAAAAGGGCCAGCUUUAUUCGGAAGAGACUGGUUACAGCAAAUCCAGCUUGACUGGAAGAACAUUUUACAGGUAAAUACAAUUGACAAUAAUAAAUUAAAGAGUCGCUUGAAGGAAAUACUAGAUGGACACCGCUCAGUAUUUUUCGAGGGCAUCGGAAAAGUUAAGGGCAUGCAGGCAAGUUCAUCGCUCAAAGAAAGUACAACUUCAAAGUUCGUCAAAGCAAGACCAGUUCCAUACAUACUGAAGCCGAAAAUCGAGAAAGAACUUGAAAAUCUCGAACAACAGGGAAUUAUUUCGAAAGUAAAUAACAGUGACUGGGCAACUCCAAUUGUUCCUGUAGUAAAACCAAACGGAAACGUGAGAAUAUGUGGUGACUUUAAUGUUACUGUAAACCAAGCGCUUAAAGUAGACAAAUAUCCUCUCCCAAGAAUUGAAGAUAUUUUCGCAAAUUUAUCUUCAGGGCAAAAAUUUACGAAACUGGAUUUACGACAAGCCUAUCUCCAUCUGUAA